CAGGAAGAUUCCAGUCACUCGUCAUAAAUAGGGAGAGAGAGGAAGAUUUUCCAACUUCGAGGGUCCUGUUUCUAAUUUUCCGGGUGGAGGAAAUGCGGCGGCUCCUAACAUCCACCCUUCAAAUAUGUUCAAGCAGAGAGGAAACCAUAUGCCAGUUGAACAAGGGAUCGAGUCUCCUUCUGAAGAUAAUAUUGUUGAAGACAUAAUGGGAAGCACGAUCAAUUUGUCAGCUCUAUGCAGUCUCGUUUGGCUAAGUUACAGGUAGUUCGUAGAUACUGGGAAAGAAAUGAUGUUAAGAACACGAUAGGUUCGAUGGAGAAGAUGGCUGAUAAUGCUGUUACUGCGGAUGUGCUGAGUAUAAUAACCGAGAGAAAUGAGAUUAUGACACUGGAUACUUGUACCUCCCUUCUUCCCAUUCUGGCAGCUCUUCUAGCAAGUGACAUGGAUCAGCAUUUGAACGUUUCCCUGGAUUUGCUGCUUAAGCUGGUUAGAAUGUACGGGUCACCAAUUUACUCAUCACUGUCCGCUCCAGCAUCUGUUGGUGUGGAUAUCGAAGCCGAGCAAAGGAUUGAGCGCUACAGUCGUUGCUUUGUGGAGCUAGAGAAAGUUAAAGCCUGCCUUCCCUCGCUGUCAAGAAGAGGAGGUUUGGUGGCCAAGUCUGUGCUUGAACUCAACUUAGCAUUUCAGGAAGUUUCAUCAUAAUCACUCCGAACUCCAGAAAAGCACAGAGCAAAGCCCAUCUUCUUAGUGGCAUCGUCCCAAGUCCUGUGCUUGUUUUUUUUUAAAUGUGGAUUUGGUUCCAAAGGGGAGUCUAACAAAAAAAAAAACUAAAGCUGAUGCUACUCUCUUACUAAGUUAACCAAAAGAGUUUGGAAGGCUAUAGAUUCACUCCCGAGUUGGCUGCUUCCGGUGGCCACUCCAUGACUUUUUAUCACCCAGUUACUAAUCUUUGUCUUUGCUUUGGGGAAGUGUAUUGCUCUAACUAUGGUGUGUGUAGAGAGAGCCGUAUGGGCUGUGUAUUGCUCUCCUAGUUCUUAUAUGAAUACUAAAAAUAUCUGCUCUUUAGAAAUAGACAUGUUCAGUGUUCUUCUCUCAACUCAGCAAUAGAUUUUUUUUUUUAA
Brassica napus (rape) is the source of this 1121-nucleotide messenger RNA. RefSeq names its product katanin p80 WD40 repeat-containing subunit B1 homolog KTN80.4-like. NCBI's taxonomy places the organism in Eukaryota, Viridiplantae, Streptophyta, Magnoliopsida, Brassicales, Brassicaceae. Gene Ontology annotation, molecular function: microtubule binding. Gene Ontology annotation, cellular component: katanin complex. Gene Ontology annotation, biological process: microtubule depolymerization. The transcript has 7 exons. The record is from RefSeq and is a predicted model, not a curated record. Bases 235 to 702 code for a protein of 155 amino acids.